AUGGAAAGCAUUUUCCCGAGGUCAUCGCUCUGGCGGCCCGGGGUCGGAGUCACUGCGGGUGUCGUCGACGCCGGGUAUGAAGGUGCUCUCGGUGCCUUGAUCGAAGUCAAGAAUCCCCACGGCGUCGUUCUGCAUCGAAACGCCAAGCUCGCCCAGAUUGUAUUUGAGGAAUUGGGCGAAGCUGUAGAAGGGUACAAUGGCAUCUACCAGUCUUCGACGAGCAGUGUCGGGCGCGGUGGGACUGGUCAGCCUGCAAAGGCUUGA
Aspergillus terreus NIH2624 is the source of this 264-nucleotide messenger RNA. RefSeq lists its product as uncharacterized. The record is from RefSeq and is a predicted model, not a curated record. The transcript has a single exon. NCBI's taxonomy places the organism in Eukaryota, Fungi, Ascomycota, Eurotiomycetes, Eurotiales, Aspergillaceae. Bases 1 to 264 code for a protein of 87 amino acids.